AUGGCGGCGCGGCGGGCCUCCGAGGCGGCGGCGGGCGACCACUCAAAGCGGUGGAGGCGGUUGCCCUCCAGGGCUCCAGGCGGGAGGCUCCAGUUGCCGAGGGAGGCGGCAGCAGGGGUCGCUGGGGGCAGGGAAGGCGGUUGCGGGGUCGCCGGGGGCAGGGAAGGUGGCUGCGGGGUCGUCGGGGGCGGGGAAGGCGGCUGCGGGGUCGCCGGGGGCGGGCAAGGCGGCGGUCGCGGUCGCCGGGGCGGGGAAGGCGGCUGUAGGGGCCGCCGGGGCCAGGGAAGGCACUGGCAGAGGUCGCCGGGGAAGGCUCCAGUGCCGUGCGGGGAGCGUCGUGCGGGAAUCUGGGGCUGGGGCGGGAUCUUGGCCGAUGAGGAGUCGGGGUGGCGCCGGAAUCCUAGACGGCGGUGGGACUGGAGGCAGGUCGGGGGAGAGGUGGUCCUAAGGAGGCGAGGCCUAUACUUCUCCGACCGUAUUCGUCUAACCGGCAGAAGGAUGGCAGCGGUGAAGGUCUGGGAGGGCCGACGCGAUGGAGGUUGGGCAAGCCCAACGCAGGGCCACGCGGGAGAAAAUAAGAGAUACAGAGAAACAAAGAGGAAGACCGGCAACAGGGAUUUCGUGGACGAACGGCGAAUGCUGUGGCCGCAGACCCUGAAGACACGCGCGUACUCCACUUCAAGCAAAUAUUUCUGA
Lolium perenne is the source of this 696-nucleotide messenger RNA. NCBI's taxonomy places the organism in Eukaryota, Viridiplantae, Streptophyta, Magnoliopsida, Poales, Poaceae. The record is from RefSeq and is a predicted model, not a curated record.